Molecule: messenger RNA, 1383 nt
Organism: Phytophthora sojae
Lineage: Eukaryota; Oomycota; Peronosporomycetes; Peronosporales; Peronosporaceae
Exons: 3
Molecular function (GO): phosphatase binding
Source: RefSeq, a predicted model, not a curated record
AUGCAAAGACGCCUCCAAGCUCGAGUCACGCAGUGGUCAGACUUUUGUCAUGAACGUCGGCGUCGUCGGCAACAAGUCGCUACCGCGAACAAAUUCUACAACGGAUAUCUUCUGUGUCUAGCGAUGUUCCACUGGCAAAGUUUGUGGCUCAAAACAUCCGCAUUGCGACACAAAGAAGCACACGCUGUCAGGCAGAUCAACUCGCGACGACUCUCAAAGGCGGUGUGUCAAUGGUAUGAGAACUAUCAGCACUUAUCCAGUAAUCGAUUGAUGAAGGUGCAGGCUUCUCGCUUUCGCUCUAAACGAUUGUUGACUCGGUGUUUCCGCGCAUGGAAGGGCUACAACGACGCCGUUCGCCACAAAGUAUCCAAGAGGAGGUUUGCAACUCGACUACGACAGCGAAAAGUGCUGUCACGGAUGUUCCAGAGAUGGCAAAAGUUUGCAGAGCUCCGUGCAUUUGAGAGACGGCAGCUCAAUCUCGCACUUGAGCACAGAUCACGAGUUGUUCGUCGCCUAGUGUUUCAAAACUGGAAGAGCUAUCGGAGCAAGCGCACGCUCUACAUCGUCGCGUACACGUUUCGUAGGAAGCUGCUUCUCCAGAAAGUCUGGAUUCGCUGGAAUCAACACCGCGCACGCAUCACGGAAAUGGGCUACCGACGGCUCGAGUACUCGCAGGCGGCUUUGUUGCGUCGAUGGUAUCAUAAUGUAAGAGAACGCGUUGAACAGAGAGCCAAGGUUGCAAGAGCGAUUGAAUUCCAAGCGUCUAACCUGCGAGAAAAGACCUGGAAAGCCUGGCAGAUGUACGUCGCGUGCCGGCACGAAAAAGAGAAGCAGCUCGUGUGGAUUCUGGGCUACUACUCGGUUGAAGUUCUUCUCCGAAAGUCUCUUGGUUCGUGGAAGAAGCUGAAUCAAAAGGAAGACGCGUUUGGUCGGUGGAAAACGUUCUGGCAGCAGCGGCAGUCCAUGAACGAGAAGCGGCUACAGGCGAGGGUUUUUCACUGCGUUCAUUUGGAACAAAGGUCAUUGAACGCUUGGAGAAUAUCCGUGCGUGACCGGAAGCAGAGCAAGAUGGCUCGAGCGUUCAACACCGCCAAAGUACUUCGCACGAUGUGCACCUUGUGGAAGCGAAAGGUUCACGUGCUGCGCCAGGUGAGAAGAAUGUUUCUCUACCAGGAAAAUUUCCAAGCGCAGACGCACUUUGACGCUUGGAAGCGCUAUGCGACGACUAGGAAGCAGCUGAACGACAGACUGCGUGGGGCGAUGAAGUUCAGAGCCAACCUCGUCAAAGUGGACGUGUGGCAGAAGUGGAAGACUUGGGUGACCAUGCAGCAACAAGAGCGCGACACGAUCUUACUGGCUGUUGACUUCCGUGACCGCUUCUCU